Molecule: messenger RNA, 5661 nt
Organism: Cyclopterus lumpus (lumpfish)
Lineage: Eukaryota; Metazoa; Chordata; Actinopteri; Perciformes; Cyclopteridae
Gene: dlgap4a
Product: discs, large (Drosophila) homolog-associated protein 4a
Exons: 10
Coding region: 1-3309 (1102 amino acids)
Biological process (GO): signaling
Cellular component (GO): postsynaptic specialization; glutamatergic synapse
Molecular function (GO): molecular adaptor activity
Source: RefSeq, a predicted model, not a curated record
AUGAAAGGGUUAGGAACCAACCGCAGUCGUCACAUGUCUGACUCGUGUGAACCAGCGGGAUGCCACCAGAAGCCGCUCUGUCCUAUGAACUCUGACCCUCACAGCUCCUUUCUGUUGAGCCCCGCCAUAAACCACUAUGGCACCCUGGACCCGCAUCUCCACCUGUGCCCUGCCACCAGCCCCACCACCCUGACCCCUGACUGCCUGCUGCCUUUCAGCCAGAUGUCCAACAGCAGCACUUUCCCUCGUCUUCACUACAACUCCCAGACUGAGCAGGUCGACUGCUCCCAGGCCUGUAUGGCUGGUGGCGGCGGAGUGGGGCAGGGCGGCAGAGCAGGACCGCUGUCCUCCUCCUUGUCUAUGGGCAUGGGCUUAGGCCUGGGCCUCACUGGGGCUCCAAUGAUCACCAGUGGAUCCGCCACUAUCUCCUCUGCAUCGGCAGCCAGGAUGAACCGGUUACCCUCCAACCUUUUGGAUCAGCUGGAGAGGCACCUGCCCCUGCAGCGCGAUGGCUUCAGCACGCUGCAGUUUCAUAGGGGACGUAUGUCGAAGCAACGCAGCGAGAGCCCGGGACGCAUACGCCACCUGAUGCACUCUGUGCAGAAGCUGUUUGCCAAGUCCCAGUCCCUGGAAAACUCUGCGAUCAAAGGCAGCGUGAACGGGCGCUCGGCCGGAGGGACGACCGGCACGGCGGGUGCCGGCGAGGACGGUGGUAGACCAACGCGCAGGAGCAAGAGUAAAGACAGGGCUAAAACUGAAGGGCCAAAGCAGAGACCUAGGCCCAGUGCACUAGGCCUCUGGAGCUCAGACGAUGCCCUGGACACUGACACAACCAAAGCGGGCACUAUUGCUGUAGGUUACCGCAACCCUUUGAGCAUGAUGUCUCUCGGCAGAGCGGUGUCAGACAGCCAGGCCGCUCACAGGCAUAUCCCACAGGGCUACAACACCAUUUCUGCACAUACUCUCAAGACCUCGAAAAGCAGCAGUGACCUCAAGUUUCUGGCAUGCCAGGCGACACAGGUAGUAUCCAAGGACGAGGAGGGAAGAAUCAGGGGGAGCAAGGAUGAUAUACUGGUGAAGAGGGGCUCCUGGUCCACUCUUACCCUCAGCCAGGCCAGGCAAGUGUUGCAGAAGGGCUCUGCUACAGUUAAUAGGACCCUGCUUAAGUCUAAGUCAUGCCACCAAGACCUGGCACAACAGUUCCUUCAGGUAGGAGGGCCAGUCCCACUGGGGGACUGGGCAGGAACUCUGGGUCGCGGCCGGGCCAGAGGAACUGAGAUCCCCUGUCGAAGGAUGCGCAGUGGCAGCUAUGUUAAAGCCAUGGGAGACAUAGAGGACAGCGAGGACUCAGAGGGGAGCCCCAAACCUUCCCCCAAAGCCACCGCCCGACGCCAGAGCUAUCUGAGGGCCACCCAGCACUCCCUGAGCGAGCAGCAGCCACCUCCACCUCAACGCAACUCCCUGCCAUCUUUAAAGGAGCUGUCGACGAAUCGGAGCCUGGAUAACUUAGAUUGCCUGGUGAGCCCGCUGGAGGCCCCGCCGCGCUACAGGAACAACGAUUUCAGCCAAUGCUCUGGCACGCUGGGCCGAGGCUCGGCCGCUCAGCGUGUGAGUCUGCACACGUUCUUUCAGGUAUACGGGCAUGGCUGCGGGCACUCGAUGCCGUACUGUGAGGGGGGAUCGCAGGCAGUGGAGGCUCUGGAUCUGCCUGCGCCCACGUGCUUCCGGUCGCGCAGCCACAGCUACCUGCGUGCCAUCCAGGCGGGCUGCUCCCAGGAUGAAGACACGGCCUCGGUGGACUCGGACUCACCGCCACCCACCACGAAAGGCUACAGUUACAGCUCCAACACCAUCGGCAAUAGGAAGGCUCCUCCCCCAGUCCCGCCCCGCACCACGUCCAAGCCCCUCAUCUCAGUGACGGUGCAGAGCAGCACAGAGUCGGCCCAAGACGUAUACAUCGACCAGCAGGACCGUGGCAGUGAGGCCAACAGCCAGUCGGGACGCAGCAACUCCUCCGACAGUCUCUGUAGCAUCCGCACGUGCAGCCUGGCUAAGAGGACCCGAGGACCUCUACCAGUUCCUGUCCCUGUGCGAGUCCCGGUCCCUGCCGCAACCCCUGGACCCGCUGCAGGCGCUGCACAUCCUGUUCCAGCCCCCCGUGACCUCCCUCCCACCGUCACCACCACCACCACCCCUGUCGCCACUACCACCACUUCCACAUCUACCCAGUCCCAAAAUGACACCCUGAGCAUCGGUUUCACCCUAGAGCAGGCCCCGACCGCAACCAAAAGGAAACUGUCCUCGAUCGGUAUUCAGGUGGAUUGCAUUCUGCCAGUCCUAAGAGAGGAGCCACUACCCCUACCUGCACCCCUUAAGUUUCAGUCAAUUGGAGUUCAAGUGGAGAACGGCAGGCCUCUCAGCCGGGAAAGCAGCAUGGCCUCCAGACAAAACACAGAGACUGAGCCUCAGGAGCCGCAGGAUGCCGCACCCACAGAAAACAACACCAACAGUCAAACAGUUAUUGCCACCGCAGCCAACGGACAGGACAAAGCCAUGGAACAGCAGCCCCUCAAACACACCUCAGUCCUAUCCAGGAUAUCCAGCCCGCCCCAGGUGACUCUGGACCCGGCUUUAGACCCCUCCUCGCUGCCACCGCCAGAUCCCAGCCUGGAGACCGGAAACUGCAGCACCCAAGGAGACGCUGUUCAGCCCUGCAUGCCAGCUUGCCUCCAAGACGGUAAAUGGUAUCAGAAUCUGCUGCAGGCGGAAACGGGACGCAUGGAGGGCUGGUGUCAACAGAUGGAGCAGGAGACCAAAGAAAACAAGCUGUCGGAGGAGGUGUUGGGCACGAUCCGCAGUGCAGUGGGCAGUGCUCAGCUCCUCAUGACAAAGAAGUUUGAGCAGUUCAGAGGGCUCUGUAAGGAGAACUUGGACGUCAAUUCCAACCCUCGACCGACAGCACAGGACCUCGCAGGAUUCUGGGAUCUGCUACAACUCUCAAUAGAAGACAUCAGCAUGAAGUUUGCCGAGCUCUACCAACUGAAAGCCGACAACUGGCAACUGCCUGAGAAAUUAGAGAAGAAGGAUGAAAACAAGCAGCUUCCAUCAUCUGUGCCAAAGAAGCAGACCAAGCCCAAGCUGUCAGCGGGGAAGGACAGGAGCGAGGACUCGGCUGUGGACAAACAGCGGCAAGAAGCCCGGAAGCGUUUGAUGGCAGCGAAGCGCGCGGCGUCGGUGCGGCAGAACUCCGCCACCGAAAGCGCCGACAGCAUAGAAAUCUACGUGCCCGAGGCCCAGACCCGCCUCUGAUGAGAGUGGACCAGCGACCGAUCAUCGAGACGAAUCCGGACUCCCUUCAGACAUUCAUUGACACACACACACACACACGCACACAAACACACACACACACAGACAGAUAUGAGACGAAUAACGCAAAAUGUUCAACGGAUGCACAGAAGGCCGGUCCCUUUAGAAACGUGGGGAUCACCGAAUCUAUCCAGAAUAAUGCAGAGCAUCGCGGCUGCCACGGGGCAGAAAUAUCCUUGACAUUUUGUUUUAAUACUAUUGUUAUUAUUGACAUUAGAAUAAUUAUUAUCUCCUAAAGUAUAUCAGGACUGUCUUAAAUGUGCAAGUAUCUUGGAUAAGGACAUCCUGUACCUUGUGAGCCGAAGAAGAAUCUUGGUAUCCCAGAAGUUUACUCUCUUAAAAACUCCCCUCACUGCUGAUUCUACCGGCAAGUUGUGGCUGCCUGGUUUACGAGCCGAGCUACCAUCCACACACACACUCAGGACACACAUGCAGGUGUACUCGCUGUCCACAGAGUCUUCCUGUUCUCUAUUUGUAUUAGGCUGCCACUUCGUCGAGUGUGGUGUGUGCGCGCGCUUCGCCGCGUACAAACUCUUUUAAGAUGGUGUUGAUGUACUCAAGAGGGUUAAAAUGCAGAGAACCAGAGGAAGGCAGUAGCAUAUAUAUUCUAAAUAUCACACUAUUGCGAUGUUCAUUUUGUAAAUGUUGUAUACCAGAUUAUUUGUUAGAAAGAGGUCAGUGUUCAGUACCAAGGUAGUUUUUUAUAGAUCGAGUACAUGUACUUUCAUGAUAUAUUAGCACUUCAGAUGCAAUCAUUCACUCCCACCUCCUUUUCUCUUCCUCUCCGUUUCACGAACGCACACCACACAGUCUGUGUCUGUGGAUACCCAUUGUUAAAAAGUCUUACUUUUUUUUUGUGUGUUUUUUGUGACGGGACGUGAGGAUUGACUGCCCUGCCAGUGAGCUCCAGAGGAAUGUAUGCAUUUACAGCUCAUGUCGACUUGAUCACUGCACUUUCCAUUCACCUCCAGAUCAAGUUCGCUCACCUUCGUUUGCCUGAUCAUUCUGACUUUCACCGCAUCCUCGAGUGAUGUAGGGGGACCAAGACAUUCACCACUUGAAAUGGCAUUCCCAAUCGACCAGACCGCGUGUGUGUGUGUGUGUGUGUGUGUGUAGGUGUGUAUGUGUGUGCUAGGGUGGGGGUUUACGGGGCCACUCGAAAGGAAAAUGGAAUAGCAUAGCAAUAAUAAAAUCGUAUUAGAGCGAGCAGAGCAGUCUUAAAUUAUUUAAUUCAACAUUUCCAAUAAGACUUUCUUAGUAUGAUGAUGAAGAAUGAAUGUUUUAUUUCUUUUAUUGAUUGACUGACCGCCCUUGAAAUGAUUGAAAUCUCAGGUUGAACACGUACUCAACAGUGGAUGGAUUAUUUAUUAAAUAACCACAAAUUAACUGGCCGACCGUCGGCUUCAGAGCCUUUUUGGACAAAUAUUAUAAAUCCAGACCAACUCGGUGCUCAUCAGUAAGGAGAAUCAUGUGCAGUGAAGUUCAGGCUUAAUACGACUGCUAAAACCUUCCUAGCAGCUUUAACUCCCACCCGUGUUUGUUGAGAAUGAACUGUGGUACAUAUUUUUUUUAUUAUUAUUAUUAUUAUUUAAAUUUGAAUGUCAUUCGACACGUUUUUGUGACCUCCAUUCGAAAACGAGGUCGACCUAAACAUGUCUUUUUAUUUCUGUAAUUAUUAUAAGUAACGGUGCUGCGAGGGGCUUCAUAUUGUGCCAAGACGGCAAUGAUCAUCAACAUUUCAGUGUCAUUUGAUAAAGCUUCUAUUUAAAGUUGUUUAUUUUCUUAUCGAAUCUGCUUGUGAAUUGUACUUGUCUGUAUGUGCAUUCUCAGCCAAUUUAAUUAUUUUUUUUUGCGUUUGCCUCAGCUCACUCCACAUACGCUAUAUGCCUUGUCUUCUGUCUCAACUCAUGACUUUUUGAGUAUAGGACUGGAAUAUUUUCCAUGUUCCGUUCUUCUUUUUUUUCUCAAAUGGAAACAAGUGCCAAAGGGUUCAUGAGAGGAACUGGGCAUCGCAUGCUCAUGCACAAAUGUAGGUUGUGACUCACUAGUUGUUGUUUUUUUUAUUUAAGAGCUGGCUCUCCCCCUACUGGUCAGUCCCUGUGUUGACACUCCAGACAUCUUGUUCCGCUCCAUUUUGAAUCUUUUAGUUCACAUAACACAAGAAAUGACGUUGAACUGGGAAUGCUGACACAACACCAAGUUGUUGAUUUUUCUUAUUUUCUUGUUUGUAUUACAUCAACAAUGGACAUGUGCAUUUCAUUGUCCAAAGAAACCAUUAAACAUCCCUUUGCUACA